ACACAUCUAGUUGUGGCCACACUAAUAGUUACAAUUACCUUCGCAGCUGGUUUCACAUUGCCAAGAGGAUUUGACAGCAAUCCCGGCCCUAAUCAAGGCAUGGCAAUUCUAAUAAGAAAAGCAACUUUCAAAGCGUUUGUUUAUACGGAUACCAUUGCAUUUGUAUGCUCCACUGGUGCUGUAUUCAGUUACUUCGCCAUGGCAGUAAGGGUUGUACUAUUUGCUGAAAUUUAUACGAGUGUCCUUUCGCUAUAUGGGCUCGCGACCUUGUUGCAGCUUUUGUCUAUGGCAGCAUUUGUACUUGCAUUUGUUACUGGCAUGUUUGCUAUUUUAGCACAUUCAAUGGGAGUUGCGGUUACUGCCAUCGGCUGCAUCUCAUUCCUUAUCUACUUUAGCAUGUUGUAUAUGGUAUUCAAUUGGGAGUGCUUUCGGUACAUUCCAAACGAAAUAUUAAUGCGUCUCUAAUACUGUACAAUCGAGGGUCUGUCAGAAAUAAUUUCUCUACCUUCACCUAGUAGGGUAAGGUUUGCGUACACGCUACCCCCUGCAAACUUUACU
Nicotiana attenuata is the source of this 558-nucleotide messenger RNA. RefSeq names its product protein ACCELERATED CELL DEATH 6-like. NCBI's taxonomy places the organism in Eukaryota, Viridiplantae, Streptophyta, Magnoliopsida, Solanales, Solanaceae. The record is from RefSeq and is a predicted model, not a curated record. The transcript has a single exon. The annotation marks the transcript as partial.